CCCUAAUAGGCCCCUAUCAUUAUUCGAACAGGCAAGUAUAAGCAACAUUAAACGUGGUGCUUUGCGAUUUAACACAGAACAACUUACAUACUUAGCUUAUCAUCCAAGAGUGACACGAAGAUUGAACCACACUCGCCAUUUUGAGGAACAAAGGUGCGGAAAACAAAACUAAGAACUAGUUUACGUGAGAGAUGCUUUUGUGCAACUAUAGGAAAUGCAGACAGCCUCUAAAAAUAUGCGCCAUCGCAACUGCAUGCAAGCAUAUUUUCUGUCCUACACAUAGUCCGCUUCAACUUAAAACUUCCGAUGGGGCGUUUCAGUGUCCAGCUUGCCGAACAAGACUAAAAGAAAAUUUAGACAUAUUUGAAGUUGACUUGCAACCCUGUGAGCAGUUCCGAAGCAUGAUCCUAAUGGGGCAAACACCAGAUACGAUUUUUGAUGUGUGCCGUAGAGCCCUUGAGUUCCUGACUAUGCAGUCAGAGCAGGAGAUGAAAUAUUCAGAGUAUGUCAACUAUAAGCUCGAAGAAAGAUAUCGCAAUCUGGAAGGUCAAUGCAAAUCCUUGUUAGGCAAUCUUGAGCAGAAAAUUGAUAAACUUCAGAGUGAGAAGAAUGCUCUAGAAAAAGAGUGUGAAGAGCUGCGGGAUAAACUUAUUGCCUCAAGCCACAAACUUUCAAAGCUUGAAGGUGAUAUGAGCAGACUGAAUUUGUCAAAAAGGUCAAACUCUGGUCAUACCUGUAUUUCAGAUCCUGUGGAUAGUGGAUCAGUACAAUCUACCCUAUCAACGGACACACUAAACCCUAAAUUUCCUAGAUGCUCACCUGAUUCAACAUAUACAAGCCCAUUUGGUCUCAGCGACCGUUUCUCAUACUUAAACUUCUCUAAACAUCCAGAAGGCAGCUCAUCCAAUUCGUUUCUUGCACAAAAUCACCGCAAAUCACCACAAAAAAUAGUACUUCCAAAUCAUUUUCUGAAUGGCAGCUUUAGAAAUUUGUCAAAGAACACUGGCAAACAACUUUUCAAGUGAUGCAUGUUUGUCGUGACCUUUUACACUUGGUAAAUAC
This is a messenger RNA of Heterobilharzia americana, 1062 nucleotides long. The record is from the annotation of a GenBank genome assembly. Lineage: Eukaryota; Metazoa; Platyhelminthes; Trematoda; Strigeidida; Schistosomatidae.